Molecule: messenger RNA, 1473 nt
Organism: Pseudopodoces humilis (Tibetan ground-tit)
Lineage: Eukaryota; Metazoa; Chordata; Aves; Passeriformes; Paridae
Product: cytochrome P450 2J6-like
Biological process (GO): xenobiotic metabolic process
Cellular component (GO): intracellular membrane-bounded organelle; cytoplasm
Molecular function (GO): iron ion binding; heme binding; oxidoreductase activity, acting on paired donors, with incorporation or reduction of molecular oxygen, reduced flavin or flavoprotein as one donor, and incorporation of one atom of oxygen
Source: RefSeq, a predicted model, not a curated record
AUGUUAACAGUGAGUGAGGUGCUGGUAUUUUUUGUGGUGUCUCUGCUGUUGAUACAGUUUCUGAAACUGCAAUGGAUGCGAAGACGAUUUCCUCCUGGACCAACUCCAUAUCCCUUCUUUGGAAAUCUGCUGCAGAUGAACUUCAAAAUCCAUCAUGAGCAUCUUAAAAAAAUGGCCAAAAUUCAUGGUAAUAUCUUCACCUUAUGGUUUUCAAACACUCCUGCGGUUGUCCUGCAAGGGUUCCAGGCAGUGAAGGAAGGUCUCACUGCUCAUGCUGAAGAUGUUGCUGGAAGGCCCACAAGCAAAAUUUUUCACGUUCUGACACGUGGAAAUGGUGUUAUAUUUGCUAAUGGUCAUCUCUGGAAGCAGCAGAGGCGUUUUGGAAUUGCAACAAUGAGGAAAAUGGGAGUAGGGAAAAAAGAUAAGGAUUAUCUACUGCAAAAAGAGGCUGCUCACCUGGUGGAAUACUUACAGAAAACAAACGGAAAACCUCUGGACCCCACUAUGCCUGUUGUUCAUACGGUCUCAAAUGUGAUUUGUCUUGUGAUUUUUGGACAUUGUUUCUGCAGAGAUGACGAGAAUUUUCACCGCCUGAUUGAAUCCUUUGACACCAUUUCAGCAUUUUUGAACAGCAUCUCCUUCUUUGUAUAUGAGUUGUCUCCCUGGCUUGCUGGUCAUUUUCUGCCAUCAGUUAAAAAGUUUAAGUCCUGUGUACAUUUUGUGAAUGAUCUGUUAGCAAAGGAACUUGAAAGUCACAAAGGAAGAAGAAAAUUUGCUGAGAAUCAAUAUUUUAUUGAUUACUAUUUGGAUGAGAUAGAUAAAACUAAAGGAGAUGCUGAUGCUACUUAUGAUGAAGUAAACUUUCUCCAGACCAUUUUUGACCUCUUUGUAGCAGGCAUAGAAACUACAGCCACCACUUUACUGUGGGCAUUGCUCUAUAUGGUGAUUUAUCCUGACAUUCAAGAGAAAGUCCAGAAGGAGCUGGAUGCUGUUGUGGGUUGUUCCCACGUAUUUUGCUAUGAGGACAGGAAAAAGUUGCCCUACACAAAUGCUGUAAUUCAUGAGAUCCAGCGAUACAGCAACAUAGUCUUAAUUGCACUGCCCAGACUGAGUGUGAAGGACACAGAGCUGCUGGGAUAUCAUAUUCCAAAGAACACCAUAGUUUUAUCAAAUAUUGACUCUGUUCUGUCUGACCCUGGAAAAUGGGAGACACCUGAUCAGUUCAACCCAGGCCACUUUCUGGAUAAAGAUGGAAACUUCAUAAACAGAGAAGCAUUCUUACCAUUUGCUAUAGGGCACCGUGUGUGUAUGGGGGAGUUGUUGGCAAGGAUGGAGCUCUUUAUUGUCUUUUCCACCCUCCUACAAGCAUUCACAUUCACCCUGCCAGAAGGUGUGAAGGAAGUCAACACCAAAUUUGUUUUUGGGAGCACGAUGAAGCCACCUCCCUACCAAAUCUGUGCCAUUCCUAGAUAG